AAUAUUCUGUAUAUAGUUAUUAUGUUAAAUGUCUACUCAGACCUGCCUAUGUAUAGAUAUUCAUAUCUGCAUUUGUACAGAUCUUCACACAUCUCUUUGGCUCCUUUCACAUCGGCCCUUUAUUAUUCUUUAUUCUAUUUUUUGUAUUUUUAUUUUAUUUGUCCCAUAACCAUCCGAUCACUCAAAAUGUGCCUCACUACUCCAGAUCAUUUUACUGUUGACUGCUCUCGUUUGACAGCCUGAAUUGUGGCUCGCAGAACUUUGGUGACCCCUUGUGGCUGAUUUAGAGAUUACACGCAGUUUCCAGCAGGCAAGGCGCUGUAGGGAGACCCUGAGGCCAAUCCGGGAUGAAGCGAAACGCCUGUGAUGACCAUGAUCGCCCGAGGAGCAGCGGCCUGUCUUCCGCGACAAUGUGCCAGCAAAAAGGUGCUCGGUUUGGGCUGCAGCCGUGAUUUUGACGUCAUCUCAAGUUUCCGGCUGUCAGCAAGCAGCCACACGACGGUUGACACACCCUUUAGCUACGCACACCUUCGCAAGAGCUUAAGACACGCUCGCCGUGUGACCGGAAAAAGCUCAUAGAGCUCUUGCUGCUAUAGUGCCGUCUGUCAGUGUAGCAGACACGCGUGGAGCGAGCUGUUAGCCGGCGAGUCACUACCACCUGAAGUGAGGAAGUGAGGAGCUGCCGUGGUGACACAAAGCGGAUCACGAAAUCAUGGCACCGAGUUCUGUCGUUCAAGCCAUCAUAGACUUGUCUGCUGGAGCCUGUGGUGGUGUAGCAUGUGUACUGUGUGGCCAGCUGUUCGACACUGCCAAGGUGAAGAUGCAGACUUUCCCCAACAUGUACCGAGGCUUUAUGCAUUGCUUCGUGUCCAUCUCCAGACAGGUGGGCCUGCGUGGUCUGUACCAGGGGACCACCCCAGCUUUGCUGGCCAACAUUGCCGAAAACGCUGUCCUCUUCAUGAGUUAUGGCUUCUGCCAGGAUGUGGUGCGCUUUGCGAUCGGAUUGGACAGAGGAGCCGAACUCAGUGACGUUCAGAAGGCAUGCUCUGGCUCUGUGGCCUCCAUCUUCUCCUCUCUGGCUCUCUGUCCCACUGAGCUAGUGAAGUGUCGCCUGCAGGCCAUGCACGAAAUGGAAGCAUCUGGGAAAAUCGCCAGUGGACAGAAAAGCACAGUGUGGUCUGUGGUCAGGAAUGUCUUGAGGACAAAUGGUCCUCUGGGCUUCUAUCAAGGCUUGAGCACUACAAUAGUACGUGAGAUCCCUGGCUACUUCUGCUUUUUUGGAGGCUAUGAGCUGAGUCGCUCCCUUUUUGCCCGCACCAUGGGGAGGGACAAGGAGAACAUAGGGGUCGUUCCCUUGAUGUUCAGUGGUGGGUUUGGAGGGGCCUGUCUCUGGAUAGUAGUUUAUCCAAUAGACUGCGUAAAGUCCCGUAUUCAAGUGCUGUCCUUAGCUGGGAGGCAGGAGGGCUUCCUCAGGACUUUCAUGGGGAUUGUGCGAAAUGAAGGAGUGUGGCCUCUGUACUCAGGUUUGACCCCAACUUUGAUCCGGACCUUCCCUGCCAAUGGUGCACUCUUUCUGGCCUAUGAACUUAGCCGUAAGAUGAUGAUGAAACAGUUUGACGUUUGACUGUUACAACUGUAAAUUCAAAGGUUCCAGCCAUUCCCUUGCACAGCAAAGGUGCUGAUAUUGUAACACACAGUAUUGCAAAGUCAGGGAAUAAUUAUUAUUUUUUAUUAUUUCAUUUCAAAGGCGCUUCUAAUGCUGGCUGUUACUUUUGUAGUAUUGAAGGAAGUAAUCACAGUGAUUUUACUCUGAACAGUAUUCAUAUCUGUUUAGUAGCAGAAAGACUGUCAGCAUGAAAAUCAGGCAGUCAGCAUGUAUUGAAUCUAAUCCUGUCUGCCUGUCAUUAAAUCUCUCUUAAUUUGUCCUGA
This is a messenger RNA of Colossoma macropomum (tambaqui), 1929 nucleotides long. It is a transcript of the gene slc25a15a, whose product is annotated as solute carrier family 25 member 15a. Gene Ontology annotation, biological process: mitochondrial L-ornithine transmembrane transport. The record is from RefSeq and is a predicted model, not a curated record. The coding region runs from base 713 to 1624 and encodes 303 amino acids. Gene Ontology annotation, molecular function: L-ornithine transmembrane transporter activity. NCBI's taxonomy places the organism in Eukaryota, Metazoa, Chordata, Actinopteri, Characiformes, Serrasalmidae. The transcript has 7 exons.